Umbelopsis ramanniana AG is the source of this 526-nucleotide messenger RNA. RefSeq lists its product as uncharacterized. Lineage: Eukaryota; Fungi; Mucoromycota; Umbelopsidomycetes; Umbelopsidales; Umbelopsidaceae. The annotation marks the transcript as partial. The record is from RefSeq and is a predicted model, not a curated record. The transcript is spliced from 3 exons.
CGGACACAUGGUAUGCGGCCAACGCCACGGUCAAAGAGAGAAAAUCUCUCGCAAAUUAUUUAUACAAGCGAGCCGCCUCUCUUGAGGCGGCAUGGCCAGAUGUCGGAAGCGACGAAAUUUUGCCCAGCACCUUGGGCCAACUCCGAUUACAGAGGCAAGCUUGUUUGCUUCCCCGCACGCCUUUCUGCCAUUUUUGCACACUGCCUUAACCUACUUGGAAAAUCAAGUCCAGGUCUUGGAACCUCAUCCACAAAAUUUUGUUUCGAAAGGAUACAUCUUUAGAAAGUUAAAAGAGAUUUUUACUGGGACUUUUGUCCCAAACCGCGUUUAUUCAAGCACCCAAGCAGCUGUGCAUACAGCAAUACAGCGACGGACCAACGUAGUUCUUGGGAGAAGACAAGCGCAUAAUGCGAUUUUGGACAAACUAGACCAGAUACAAGAUUUUGUCACUCUGACCAUUGGAGAACUAGAAGCGGGCACCUUUCGCCCGCAAAAAUAUACAGAUCCGAAGGGAUCCAGGAAGUUU